Molecule: messenger RNA, 9012 nt
Organism: Ostreobium quekettii
Lineage: Eukaryota; Viridiplantae; Chlorophyta; Ulvophyceae; Bryopsidales; Ostreobiaceae
Source: the annotation of a GenBank genome assembly
AUGCGCUCGACGCCCGACCCGUGCCGGCCGCUGCCGCCCUGGCCCGGCUUGGUAGGACUGCCGGGGAAGGUGGGAGCCCCGCCGGGUGCUCGUCAAAGGAUCGAGCGCACCGGCGGCCUCUGCUGCCCAGAGUGGCGCACGGGGCGCUCCGUCGGCUCCUUCAGGACAAUGAAACGGAGCAUACACAGCAUGAAAGAAUGGGAAUGUGAAUCAGGGGAGACACACACUGUUGCUGCAAGUGAACAGCCAAAGGACAGGCCAAAAGAAGAAGCUAAAACACCACCAACUGUUGGGCCGGACCUGGAUGGGGAAGGGGACCUUUGGGAUCAUUUCGUCCAAGACAAUUGGGCUCCAGUCCUGGAGAGUGCAUUUGGGCCCAAUUGGCGGGACAAGUACCCUGAAGAAAUAACAGCCAUACUGUGGUGGGCCGUCAAGCACCGGAGCCGCGACCCAGGCACCCCGGGUACCUCACCAACAAUUCCUGCUGCUGCAUCGACGCCAGGGAUGACGAUCCCUCAAGGGCUGCCAGUUGGUAUGGGGUCACCGUUGUUGGGCAUACCUGAACAGGCGCCAGUGAAUGCGCCUCUGGUUUUUGGAACCUUCAGGCCACAGCAAAUUGGAGCCCCCCCUGCACAGGUACCUUUGGGAGGUAUGCAGGUCUUGGGUGGCGAUGGCAACGGUGCUCACUUUGGCUUGCAGGGAAGCUUAGCUAAGGACCAAGGCACGGGAUUUGCUGCAAAGGAUGCAAUGCCUCCAGGGGCCCAUGCUGCAGGCGCCAUUCCUGCAAUCCCGUUCGAUGGCUUCGACAGCACUUCCAGGCUGGAACUUCCAGAGCUUGGUGAUGUGGCGUUUGUGAACGACGAUGAGGAGGAGCCAGAGGGGCCAGCCAGUAAACGUUGUAACUUGGACCUGUCGCUCAAUUUGGAGCCAAUGUUUGGGGAAUUGGCACUGGAAGACAACAGCGAGGAUGAGGGAAUCGAUGGCGAUGGCCUUGUUCGCCACCAUGGAGAUGACCGUGAUGAUCUGGACUGCACAGACGAGCUGGCGAUUCUGGAGGAGUAUGAUCCAGAGCACCCAGAAAUGGAAACAAGGACCAGUGUGCAAAGGCCAGAGGUGAGGCGGAAAGUGAAAAGGAUGGGAUUACACCUGCGGCAUGGUGCUGACACGCAGCCCAAUGACCAGGGUGAGGGCUCCAACGAGCCAUCUUCUGCUCUACAGAGACUUGCAGACCCGAUGUUGCCACCCCCUGCAAAGAAUCGAGCAGCUGGUUUGGCUUCACAAGCAGGUGGCAGUACUGUUGAGGCUUUCCCUACUUCCCCAGGCCACACUUUGGCCCAAGAUGAAGGGGGAGGGCUGUUUGGUAUGCCUCCUGCCGGCUUGGACAUCCUUUACGAUCCUGAGCAUCCAGGGGUUGGCAUUGGGGACAUGUUGUUGAGGCGAGGUACACAGCCGCCCUUUGGGCCAAUUAGUCAAAUGGGGGGCUUCACGCUCGCAAGCCCAGCGCGGUUUGCAGACCUGAAGAACAUCAAAUUUGGCACCUUUGCAUCCUCCAACUUGGUGCACCAAGGGCGCCCAAUGUUUGGGUCCUUCUCCACCCAGAUGCUUGUGCAGUCCAAUGGAAAGAGCUUUGCAGAAACUGGCCACGCGGGGCCUGCGCAGCCUCAAGACUUGAGCAAGGGGACUUGCUCUGUGGAUGGUGCUCAGCUGCAGGCUGCAGGUGCGAGUUUGACUGUGGACAGUCAGCAAGAGGCUGACCACACAGAGCACAGCCACAGCCAGCCAGUGGCCUCACCUCCCAUCAAUGGGCAGUCUGAACUGCUGGGCGAAAAGGUGGCAGGUGUCCUGGAGGCAUCAAAGCCCACUGUAUGCAGCUUCCCUCAGUUCCUGUCCACCAUGAUGACGCCUGUGACAUUUGGCUUGGAACCAGUGGGGGGCGUGAACCAUGUGCAGGGUCAGGCAAGCCAGGCAGGUCAGACAGUGAAUCAGGUGUUCCGGCCAAAUCAGCUGUAUGGCAUGUAUGGGUAUGGAGUGCACCCUGCAGCUGCCGGAACUUGGGGCAUGGUGGCGCCAGGUGGCUUGCAUGGCGAGCAGGGAUUGCAGCCAGGCGAACCAGGAGUGACUGGCAGUGCGAUGCCAGGCCCCAUGCUGUGCAUACCGUCCAGCGUGCCCAUGCAGUAUGGCGUUCCAGUGCCAGUAGUGAGUUUGAACCAAAGUGGGCAGGCAAGCAGCGCUGGUGGCACAGUGCAAGGGGAAGUGUCAAUGCCGGCGAUGUAUGUGAUGGACAGUCGGGUGGCAGGUCAUCACAUACAGCAGAUCAUCGAUGGCAGGGAUGGUGUUGGGCGUGCGCCUGUUCACGUGGCUGCUGUUGCAGGACGGGCGGACAUCAUCGAGCAACUCAUCUACGUUGGUUGUGACUGCUCCGCCGUGUUGCACGUGGACCUACUUGGGGCUGCCAGCAAGAGAAAGGCUGCACCUGAUGCAGGGCCUCUGCAGCCUCCAGUUAGUCAGCCCAAAAAUGAGGAUGGAGGAUGCAGUGCAGGUAUUGAAAAAGCAGGCCAGGCUGUGACCUCGAAGUUUGACUCUGUGAUGCCUGUGCCAGGCUCACCCACUGCAUGCUGUGAGGUGCCAGCGGCGCAUAUACAGGGCCACAGUCAGGGCCAGUUUCAGGGCUGUUCAGAUGAAGGUGAAGGCAAGUGCAGCCAUGUCAUCCAAAGAGAGAGCCCAGUGAACUCGCGUCUUGUGGCAGUCGACUCUCCUGGGUCGAAAUUGAAAUCCCAGGGAGUUGGCAUACGAGUUGAGAGGGACCCAGGUGUGGACGAGCUCAGCUUCAAAUUCUGCAAUGCUUUGCACCUUGCUACGUACUAUGGCCACCUCAACGUGGUUGACUUGCUGCUGAGCACCAAGCGAUGCGACCCUCAAGGAACAAAUGAACAUGGCUGUACUCCUCUGCAUUUUGCCACAAACAAGGGCCAUAAGCACAUCGUUGCAAGGCUCCUCAAAGUGCAAGGAAUCAAAAUUGACGUCCGUGAUGUGCACGGUCGAACCCCUCUGCACCAUGGGGCGGCUCAAGGUCAUGCGGGUGUCAUUGAUGAGCUGUGGCCUAAGGGCUGCAAAUUCGAUGCAACAGACGCGAUGGGGUGGACUGCUCUUCACUAUGCGGCACACGCUGGGCACACUGAUGUGGUGUCAAAGCUUGUGAUUGCUGGCUGUCCUGUCCAGAAGCUGGACAACUGUGGUUACACAGCAGGCCAUCUGGCAGCCCAGGGGGGCUAUGCGGAUGUGCUGGAGAAACUCCUGCAUGCUGGAUACGACCCAGACACCCUGGGGGGCAUGACUGUGUUGCACCACUGUGGAGGCUCAACAGCGCUGCACAUGGCAGCUGCACAUGGGCAUGCCAAUGUGGUCAGGCAGCUGCUGCGCGAAGGGAGCAAUCCCUCCAAGGAAGAUUUUCGUGGCUUUACCGCGCUUCAGUGUGCAGCCGAAGGGGGUCAUUUGGAGGCGUUCCAAGUCCUUCUUGAGGCUGGUUGCAAUCCCAAGGCACAUGACUGCUGUGGCACAACAGUCCUGCACUCAGCAGCAAAUGGAGGCAACUGGGACAUCAUUCGUGAGCUUCUCGAUCUAGGCUGCGAUCACUCUCUUCAAACGAAGUAUGGCCGGACAGCCUUGCACCAUGCAGCACAAGGCGGUGCGUACCAGGUUGCUCAGAACCUGCUCAACCUCGGAUGUGACAUCCGAGUCAAAGACAGGGAGGGCAAUGUGCCAUGGCACGCUGCUGCAGAGGGGGGCAACCUUGAAGUGCUGCAGUUGUUCCUUGAUAGGGGUUGUGAGAUUGAAGCGAAGAACAAUGCGGGCUGCACGGCCCUGCACUGUGCCGCCAAGUCUGGGAGUGUGGGGGCUGUGAGGGCGCUCCUUGACCGGGGGGCUGACAUCAGGGCAGUGUCCAGCGAGUCACAGACAGCCCUGCACUAUGCAGCCGAGAUGGGCCACGAUGACGUAGUGCUGCUGCUGCUUGAGACAUUAGAUACACUGACUGUCAACCACCAGGAUGCUUCUGGCUGGACGGUUCUGCACCAUGCUGCAGAGCAGGGGAACAAGAAGAUGGUGAAACUGCUCAUCGAGCAAGGGGCUGACGUGAACCUGCAGACAAUGGAGGGGUGCACGCCUCUUCAUCUCGCCACUCAUGGCCAGUACCAGGGUGUGGUGGAGGUUUUGCUGGAGAAUGACUGCGACACCUCCAUAAAGGACAAUGAGGGCUGCACUGCCCUGCACUAUGCAGCACAGCGCAGCAACCUGCCGCUGUUCAACCUCCUGCAUGCUGGGUGCAUGACUGGUGACAAGGACAACCAGGGCUGCACACUCCUGCAUUAUGCUGUGGAAGGGGGCAACCCUGACAUCGUGGGCACAUUGUUAUUCACAGGUGCUGCACUCUAUGACAACAUGGACAGUUCCUCAGAGGUGAUGAAUGCCCUGCACCUUGCCUGCAAACUGGGCCAUGCCGUGGUGGUAUCUUACCUGUUGAAAGCUGGUUACCAAGUCGGCACAAAAGGGCCAGAUGGCUGUCAACCUCUACACUAUGCAGCACAAGGCAACCCAGGCCUUUGGGGCCGGAAGGAGACCAGUCAGCACUUCCAUGUUGUGAAGCUCCUCCUCGAUGCUGGUGCUGACCCACAUGUUGUGGAUGACAAGGGUUGCAAUCCCCUCAUGUAUGCUGCAGGCAGUGGUGAGCUGGAGAUGGUUCUCAAGUUCCUGCUGCUGGGUGUGGACGUCACAAGAGUGGACAAAAACCAGUGGACUUCCAUGCACUGGGCUGCAACAAGUGGCAAUGUGGACGUGGUGUCCAAACUGAUCCAGGCAGGUGUGGCUGUGGACACUACGGACAACAAGGGCAGGCUGCCGCUGCACUGGUCGGCGGAGAGGGGCCACUUGGGGCCUGUGACAGCCAUCUUCAAAGUCAUGCUGGAGAAGAAGAUCGACAUUCACCAGACAGACCAUGAGGGUGCCACUGCUGUGCAGCUGGCUGCGUGUCAUGGCCAUGCAGAGGUCGUUGCCAAGUUGCUGGAGUGUGGCAAGACGAAAGAUGUCAAGGGCCUGACAGCGCUGCACCUGGCAGCACAGUUGAAGAUGGAGGAGGUCGCCAGGCUGUUGCUGAACACGGGGAAGUGUGACGUCAAUGCCAGGGAUGCAGACAGUUGCACGCCUCUACAUUACUCAGCUGAGAAUGGGAGCGCUGCAAUUGUUGGCAUGCUGUUGGAUGCGAAGGCGGAUUUAAACAUCACCAGCACCGAUGGCAUGAUGCCUAUCCACAAGGCAUCAUCAGAAGGGCACUAUGAAGCAGUGAAGAAGCUGAUAGACAAAGGGGCACUGGUGAAUUUCUGCACAUCGACAGGGUCGACGCCCCUGCAUUAUGCAGCUUCCACAGGGAAAAUAGAUGUGCUGAAGCUGCUGAUUGACUCUGGCUGCCCAGUGAAUGCAAUGAGCACUGGCAACCUGAGCUGCACAGCACUGUACUGUGCCGCUAGCAGUGGCCAGCUGGAGACUGUGGACAUGCUCUUGCAGCAUGGUGCAGAGGUGGACACCAUCUGCACGAAUGACUGCACAGCACUUCAUGUCGCUGCCAGCAAUGGCCAUGCACGGGUUGUCAAGCGAUUGUUGGAGGCAGGAGCUGAUGCAGAUCUGCAGGCUGCAAAUGGGGCUGCAGCAAUCCACAAUGCUGUCAACAAUCUGCACCAGGAGGCCUUGGAAGUGUUGCUUGCAGCGGACUGCGAUGUGGACAUUCAGAACUCUGGUGGAAACACAGCACUCCACAUCUCUGCAUCAAAAGGGAGCCAAGAGCUUGUGCGAGAAAUGUUGAAAGCAGGCUGCGAUGUCCAUAUCAAGAAUGGCAAGGGCUGGCAGGCAGUGCAGUCGGCGGCCAGCAAUGGAUUCUUUGAGGUUGUGUUGCUGCUCGUGGGUCAUGGAGCCCAGGUCAGACAGAAGGGCGAUAUGGAUGUCUCAAAGCUGCUGUGCAGGAAAUCCAAUCUCAAGGCAAGCUAUGUGGACGGUCGACUUCGACUCGCAGAGAGAGAGAAACACAGGAAAGCAAAGCCCCUGGAGCAGGCAGCAGAUGCCCCGACAGAGCAGGAGCUGAAGGAAAGGCAGGCUCAGGCAGAUGCCAUCAUGGCAGAGCUGUUGGCAGAGGAGCAGAGGCAGCGGCAGGCUGAGGAGCAACAGGCUGCAAAGAGGAAAGCCAAGAAGGACAAGAAGAAGAAACGCAAAGACACUGUCAAGGAAGAUGGGGUGAAGAACGACCACACUGACAAUGACAUGUGCGCUGGGGAUUCCAGUGAGGCAGUUGCUGAAGACGAGGACCAGAGUAGUAUAGUCAGCAGUGCACUAGAUGUGGAGACUGUUGACAGUUUUGCAGCAUUGAGCCUCGCGGAUUCCCCAGACACAGCUUGCGGUGCUGCAACAGGGGAGCUUGAACCCAGCAAGGGGAGAAGGCAGAAGGGAAAAGAUGAGGAUAAGCAACGGCCGAAGGACAGAGCCAAGGAAAAGGACCAAAAGCUCACUGACAGUCAAAAGGAACAGGCGAAGCCUUCCCCUUCAGAGGAGGUGAAGAGAAGUGGUAAGGGGAAGGAUAGUGGAGAGAUCGCAGGGCCAUCCUCAUCCCAGGGCACUGUUAAAAUUAUCCGCUGCCACAACACGUCAACGCCGAUAAUUGCUUCGGUCAAGAGGGCUGCAGCCCAGUCUGUGGCCAGCUCUGAGACCCAAAGGAAGCAAACGAAAAGGUCGCCUUCAGCAGCAUCUGCACAGGAGCGUGGAUCAGAUCGUGGCAAGGAGCCAGUGGUGAAGAUCAAGGCUCAGAGAGUAAGGCGCAAAGCUGGACAAUCGCGGCAGACCGAGGGGCACCAUGGCAGUGCUGCAUCUAAUGGGCCUGUGGGUGUGGCACAGAUACAGAAAUCUUCAUUGGAUGCUUCCAGCGCUGCCUCAACACUAGCAUCAACUCCAGGAAGAUCCUCUGUUGGGCAGCAAAGUGGCCAUGCAGUGAGCUCUGCCACCUCUCCCAAAAUGCCCGCUUCCUCUUCAAAGUCUCUACAGCGAGUGGGCCAGAUUGCCAGUCAGCAGUCACAGGUUGCUCACCCUCCUGCUGCUGCUGCUGCUGCUGCUGCUGCAAGGGCCACUCGCCCAGGCUUGUCGAAUACACUGCAGCCCAAAUAUGGCGUCUCACAUGCCAGGCAAGCUGGGCAGCUGCAGGUGUCACAUCAGGGCUUUGGUGGCGCAUCGGCACCUGGGCGAUCACAGCCAGCUCAGCCUUCCGGUCUUGUGAGCCCAUCUCCCCAGCUGAAAGCAGCUGUCCAAAGCAGCAGGGCAAGCCCAUGGCAGCGUCCUGGCAGAGUGCCUGCUGCACCAGCACCACCUGCUUCGCCGCCAGUUGCUAGUUCCCCACCAGGGGCAAAGACUCCUUUGGCAAAGCCCUUGGAUGCAAGCGUGACUCAAGGCACGGCUGUGCAUGUGGCAGCUUUCAAGCAGGAGGAGGUGCCGGAGGUGAUUGAUCAGUCGGCGAAGCAGCCUGUCGCCAUGCAGUCCAGCGCCAAGCCUAAGUCGCAGUCCGUGACGGUGCCCUCAACGCAAGUGGCGAACCCCGUCCAACAACCAGGCGUCACGCCAGUCAGCCACAGCGACUCGACAGGGCCAAGGCCACCGAUGUCUGUGCCCAGCGCAGGUGGGAGUCAUUCAAGAACUUUCUCAGCCAGUGGUUCAGAUCAGGGUGGCGCUGGCUCUCCACAGCGAGCGCCUGCCAACGUCAGUGCGCAUGGCCCUGAUCAGGAACCCACUGGUCCGUCUCCUGCAGAUGGCAGCAAGCCUGGAUCCCUUCAGGGAGCCCGUCCUUGGGGGCCACCUGGCAGCAUGCAGGGCGUUGGGUCCACUGUGUCAGCAGCGCCGACCCCCACUGCCUGGGCCUCGCAUCUGCAGCAGCAGGGAGCAUCCAGACAAGAUGAACCUGGCACGUCGCAGCCAACAAGUGCAAGAAGCGGCCUGGACGGAGUAGGCGGCAGCUCAGCUGAUGCAGCAUGCGAGAACCAGCGCAGUGAGCUGGUGAAGUCGCCAGAUGGCUCGGGGGGGCACCCCAUGCUGUCGAGCCCAUCUUCGCUGCAUGCCAGAUCUCCUUCUGUGCCACGUGUGGAGUUUCCGUUCCCAGGGAGGACAGAGGGCACAUGGGGCGUGAUCAGCUCUAGCAGCCAGCUGAAUGGAGGGCUGCUUGGACCAACUGGCAAUCAGAAGGCCGUGGAUAUGCAGAACAUGCAUUCGGGACUAGGAGAGCCCAUUGUACCUCCCCCCAUUGCUCAGCAGCAGUACCUCGACCUCUACGGGCCCCAGGGUGCGGAUGGAGGGGAUCAGUAUGCGCAUAUGCAGGGCAUGCCGAGGUGGGGCGCACCAGGGCAGCUGCACGAAGGUGGCUAUCUGCAAAAACCGGUGCCAGGCAUUCCCACAAUGUACCCGCCAGCGUGGAGCCAGAGCCCAGCCCCAAGCGGCCCCUACCCACAUGUGGGUGGUCGCACUGUGAAUGGGGAUGGUGCACGGUACCCAAAGCACCUUCGCAUGGGCGUGACCAGUGGGGAACCGUGGGCGGUGAACGGGCCACAAACUUCAUCAGCUAACAGCGCGGCAGGUGACAGCGGCCCGAAUCCUGGGACGAGGGGCUCUGUUGCGAACAUUCCUGACGACCCAUGGGAGAUCGGAGACACACAGAAGCCGGAGCCAAGGGCCCAACGUCGGAGGUCGCCUCAGCCACCCUCGUCAGCGCCUGGCGCUCCCGGCCACAACCAAUUUUGCUGUCCUCUCACCAACAAGCUGAUGGUGGAUCCGGUUGUGGCGGCGGACGGUUUCACCUAUGAGCGCUCUUCGAUAGAGGGCUGGUUGCAGCAGAACAACAAGUCGCCCAUGACCAAGCAGCCCAUGCCUCACAAGGAGCUUGUGCCGAAUCUGACGAUGAGGGCGGCGAUCAAACUCCUGGGACCCUGUCGAAAGUGA